CGUGUACACUGCCGGGAAACCCUUUCACAAAUCCGCCCCGGUCGCCACGGAUGUGAGUAAACGACCGUAGCUGUCAUGACGUGGUCUGUCUGCCUGCCUCGCAGUGGUCGCCUUCCAGUGAUCGAGACGCAGCUGCUGCUGACAAGCUGAAGAGCCUGAGACAACAAGUUAGCUUCCCAUCGAGCCGGACACGAUUUAUUUUGCCUGGUUAACCGCUAUUUUCUCGGCUAUGAUGAGGUGGUGACCCUGGGUCAGCCAGGCCGUGACAUGAUUCCAGCUUGGCACAGAGAAAAGACGGGGCAGAGUGAUUGAGAAAGAAGAAUGGGCAGGAGCGUCUGGGGCUGCUGGCAAGGCGUCUUCUCUACUGCAGUGCUCUAUGGCUCUUUGGCCUUGUUUACCUCCAUCCUCCACAAUGUGUUCCUCCUUUAUUACGUGGAGACAUUUGUGUCCAUCUACAAGAUUGAUAAGAUCUCUUUCUGGGUGGGAGAGACUGUGUUCCUGAUAUGGAACAGUCUGAAUGACCCUCUCUUCGGCUGGCUGAGUGAUCGCUCCUUCCUCAGCUCUCCCCAGUCAGGCUCUCAGAUCACAACUCCAGAGGUGGUGCUGAAGCGCCUGAAGGCCCUCUCCACAAGUGGCCCUCUCUUCGCUCUGUCCUUCCUGGCUUUCUGGGUGGCGUGGGCCAGACCAGGACUGCAGUUCCUGCUGUGCCUGUGUCUGUACGAUGGUUUCCUCACUAUGGUGGACCUCCACCACAGCGCCCUGCUGGCUGACCUCGCUGUGUCGGCCACCGAUCGCACGCGCCUCAACUUCCACUGCUCCGUCUUCAGUGCUUUGGGCUCAUUCUCCGUUUUUCUGUCUUACUCCUUCUGGGACAAGGAGGAUUUCUACUCCUUCCGUCUCUUCUGUGCGACUCUGGCAGCUUUUUCCAUUUUGGGCUUUUUCAUAGUGUCUCGGUUGCUGCGACAUCGUUUCCAGAAGGAAGUCCUUCUAAAACAGGAUGAGGCACAGACGCUCAAAGAGCUAAGUGUUGGCCAUGCUCCACUAACCCAGCCAGAAAAACCUGUCACCAUUGGACAGUACCUCAAGCGGCUCUCCAGACACAGGAACUUCAUGUGGUUUGUGUCAAUGAACCUUGUUCAGGUCUUUCACUGCCAUUUCAACAGCAACUUCUUCCCUCUCUUCCUGGAACAUCUCCUGUCUGACAAUAUUUCUGCCUCGACAGGUUCAAUCUUACUCGGCAUCUCUUACAUUGCCCCCCACCUGAACAACUUGUAUUUCCUGACACUGUGCCAGCGUUAUGGUGUUUACCAGGUCAUCCGCUGGCUAUUUAUGCUCAAACUGGGCCUUAGUGUGGCUAUGCUGCUGGCGGGGGCUGACCACAUUUAUCUGCUGUGCAUCUUCAUUGCUAGUAACCGGGUGUUUACAGAGGGGACGUGCAAGCUGCUGAAACUGGUUAUUUCAGAUCUGGUGGACGAGGACUUUGUGGUCAAUCGACGUCAGCAGGCCGCCUCUGCGCUGCUCUUCGGGAUGGUUGCCUUGAUUACCAAACCUGGCCAGACAUUCGCCCCUCUCAUUGGCACCUGGCUGCUGUGUGUUUACACAGGUUAUGAUAUUUUCGAGAGGGAACCUGUGAAGGACUCUCUGGUUUCUGUGCCUGACGUUGCCUCUGGCUCAGGGACCCCUCCUCUACGCCUGGGCUGCUUCUACAUGUUGGUGUUUGUGCCUAUCACCUGUGCCCUGCUCCAGCUGGCCGCCUGGUCUCGCUUCACACUUCACGGCCGUAAGCUGCAAGGGAUCAAGACCCUAAGGCAAGGGGCCCAGCAUGGCCACCUUAUCGAUGUCAAGGCCAUAUGAACUGAAAAGAGCUGUCUGAAGCUGCACACAGACACUUUUAAAUUGUCCGUUUUACAAUCCUUUGAUGUAAUGUCUUAGAAGAACAUGAAGCAGAGGGCUGCUCUGAUGUCUUCACUCUGCAGUCCAGUCUGCUGUGCAAGAAUAUGAACCUUCACACAACAUAUGGCUUUGUGGACAGUGAAAAUGCACAGCAGGCUGACAGAUCCCUCCAGGAAGAACAUAAAACAUUAAAAAAAGAAGGAACCUGCCUUAUUUUUUAUAUUAAAAUAUUGACCUAUAUUUAUAUUUGAACAGAUGACCAAAAGGUAAAGUAGAACCAAUCAGUCCUUUUGGAUGUAAACGGACCAAGGUGACAUCUUUUCAUGGUGCACACCAACCAUGGGUGCCCUCUGUGUAGCUGUUUGUAAAGCGUAAUUCUGGUCUAGAGUACAGUCUGAAUGGCCUUGCUGCUAGUUGUUUUGUCAGUAAUGUCAGCCUGAUUUGAAGAUACGAGCAGAGGUUUGCUGCAGAGCUCCAGUUCUAAUGUUAUUAACAAGAUGAAUGAAAUCAAAUUACAUUAAUCUGUUCAGAGUUCUAUUGAUACUGCAUGGAGCCUGCACUUCAGAGCUGAGUUUUAAUGUUUCUUUACAUUCACACAGAAUACCCUGCCAGUUUCAUGUUGAGAUCUGUAUUUUCUGAUACAUUCAGUAUUGAUGUUUUUGCACAAAACUGCCAUUUGUCUCUUGUACUUCUAACAUUCUGAUUGUGACAUAAUUUAUGUACUGUAGUAAUAAAAAAUGGAAUUGGGGAACUAUGAUGGUUACCAUAUUAUAAGAUCACUUUUGUAAUUUUUCAGAUUAAACAAAGAAUGUGAGGCUUUGCCGCAAAUAAACCUCAUCUAUGUUGAAAGUCGA
Messenger RNA from Chelmon rostratus (copperband butterflyfish), 2747 nucleotides. It is a transcript of the gene slc68a1a, whose product is annotated as major facilitator superfamily domain containing 13A. NCBI's taxonomy places the organism in Eukaryota, Metazoa, Chordata, Actinopteri, Chaetodontiformes, Chaetodontidae. Bases 322 to 1854 code for a protein of 510 amino acids. The transcript has 9 exons. The record is from RefSeq and is a predicted model, not a curated record.